This is a messenger RNA of Cloeon dipterum, 1351 nucleotides long. RefSeq lists its product as uncharacterized. The transcript is spliced from 6 exons. Bases 1 to 1308 code for a protein of 435 amino acids. The record is from RefSeq and is a predicted model, not a curated record. NCBI's taxonomy places the organism in Eukaryota, Metazoa, Arthropoda, Insecta, Ephemeroptera, Baetidae.
AUGGAGAGAGAAACCCUAGAAAAACUUCUGUCAAGAUCGGUUAAAACAAUCGAACCGAAGAUUGCAGAAGCCAUCAUCGAUUUCCAUGAGAUUUUAAACAGAUUCAAACAUAUCGAUGAUUUGAUUAAGCUGGCGAAAGCGGUCGACUCUUCGAAGAUAGAGCAUCUAGGAGCGCUUUUGUCGACGUUGCUGAACCGAAAGUUCGACGAAGACACCGGAAACGUCUGGAAAAUCCUGAGCCACGGCUACAAUGUCAACUCCAUCGCCGACGCGUGUGAAAAGAGGCUGUCCAAGGAAACAGAAUCCAUGUUGGCUUGCAAAGAAUUCCUGGAGAUCCGACCCGAAGCCUUGGCUCGUUUCUUGACCUUCGAGGAGAUGGAUAUCGACUCCGAAUUUAUUCUGGUCCAGGCCAGCGUCAGAUACGUCUGGUCCAAUGGAACGUGCGAUGAACGCGUGAGGCAUUUAUUUAAAAAAUACGCCCUUCCGCACCUCCGUCUGCUGACCCUGAGUUAUAAAGAGCUGCUCGAGGUCAGACACUUUCUUACCCUAGACCAAUCCUUGUUCCUGCACGACAACUUGCAAAAGGAGCCUCUUUUGACCGCCGAGGACCUUCCUGAAAUCGCGAAGAGCUUGUCCUUGAGCAAAAAGCACAGGUCUCCCAAUUGUGAGAUGUACACCAUGACCUUCGUGCCUGAGGAAGACGUUCUGCCUCUGACGACCGUCAUCAAAGAGGGAUUGUUCUCCGUGCUGCCGUGGGAGGAAAGCAUGUUUGUGCUGGCGUUUGGCGCCACCACCAAACUCAACGUCAAGCGAGUCGAAGUCUUCUGUCCUUUGGACUUCAGAGUAGAAAGCGACCUCCUGGAUGAAAAUCUCAUGGAGAACUUGAGAGAAAGGGAACUCGACUACGAUUCUAUAAGAACCUCUCAGAUGACGGUCAAGGUCAAAAUCAGGCAUCAGGGAAAGCUCGAAGUCAUCACUCUGCGAAAUCCAAUAAAGGAAGACAUCUAUUGGGCUUCAUUCGACGUGAACGUCGUGGUGCCUGCAACGGCCAGGGUGAAGGUGAAGGUAUCUUACAAAGGCAGGGUUGCCCUGCGCUACAUCGAGAGCAAUGUGAACCUCAUGGUCAAAGAAAAUGAUCGCUGCGUCAGAGAGCUGUUCGACAACGUUGAGCUGGAUCAGUUCUACAAGGACGGAGAGAACGGCUUCAGAUGGGCCAGGAAGGACGCCAUCACCGUCUUCAAGGACAUCCACGUCUGUCCUUGCGACAAACCUGACUUGUUUGAUCCAGUCGAAACGAUUGUCUACUGAUUUUUAGCAUUGCCCCACCGAGAAAAAAGUGCAGAAUUUCUCG